GAGUUGAGAAGGCGAUACGACAACCCAGCAGAACGAGGCUCGCUGAAGCGGCAAGUCCCCAAGGAAAGACAGAAGAGUGAGGAAAGGAAUGGCAGGCAGAGUCAAAAAAAACGACUUCUGUUCUGCGACAGCUGGAAUCUCUUCUGCCUGUGGAGUCACCGAACCGGAGAAUGACUGUCGUUUCGUCUGAGAGAGGGAAAAGCGACAGGAGUGAGAACGAGACGCGGGGACGUCGAGGGAAGACUUGGAGCGAAUCGGUGCGCCUGCUCUUUCUCGGCGUUCGCCCCGCCCUCGGAAAAUGGAGAAAAAAAGAAAAAGGAAAGAGAAAGAACAAAGAACGCCACAACGUCCCCUCGAGGAGACACCAGAUCCGAGAAAGGAUCUCGAACAAAGCGGCACACGACUCUGGUCUCCUUCUUUCCAAUCUUCUCCCUCAACUUUGGGUCUUUUGCGACGCCAAGUGAAAUGGAGAUGCAAGGGUGAAUCGCCUCAGCUUUGUGCGUUCUGUAUCCGUCGAAACACCGCCUUUUUCUCUCAUUCAUUCCGCGCGACGACUGUGUCUGCAGGACCGCUCCCCUUUCGUCUGCGCGCGCGCCUCUUCUGAAUCCUUUGAAGUGGAGAACAACGCCACAAAAGAGCGCGAGAAAAUCGAGCAAGGCGCGGACGCGAGCGUUUCAAAGGCGACAAGUGAGGAAGAAGACAAAAGACAAAUGCGCGAGGAGGAAGAAGAUGGAAGCGUCGUGUCUCCGCAGCUCGAGAGCCGUCUCGCUUCCUGCUCUGUCGCCUCGGGUGAGAAGACGCACGCAAAGAGCGGAAGGCGGGAGGCAGAUGCAUGCAGAUCAUCUCUCUGGAUUUGCUUCGAGCAGAAAAAAGAGCGAACGCGCCACGAUAAGGAAUGAUCGUGAGACUCAGGACGAAAGAGAACGGGUGCGACGCGGUCGCAGAGUGAAUCUUUUAGAUCGACGUUGUCUUCGCAGAGUUCGCAGGAAACGCCUGCCUGCGCCUGGGAAGGUCACCGAGCGCUUGCACAGUGCUUUCGAUAGAGAAGCAGAGAACGAGAGAGAAAACUCGCCAUCUUUCGUCCCAUUCAGCGUCGUCGCUUACAAACGAUAAGGGAGAAGACUCGAAAGUCGAUUUCCUCCUUGUUCUUCUUCCGUUUCUUGCACAAAAAUCCACUGCCACCGUUUCGUUCGCCUUUCCUUGCCGCAAAUCCAUCCUCUUUUCCUCUCUUCGUAUAUCCCUGCACCUGCUUCAUCUGUGCCUGUUCUCUACUUUCUAUUCUUACCGCCGCGAUUCUUCUUCCAUCUUCCUUGUUCCUCGCUUCUGCAGCCUUUCUCCGUAGGCCGCGCUCCUUUGUCUCGGCCUCUCUCCCUCUUGUUCGCCCACUCCUCGUUCUUGUUCUUUUUCCCUGUUCUCCUUCUCCUUCGUCUCCUUCUGCUUCUUCUUCUUCUGCUUCUGCUUCUUCUUGCUCGGCUUCUCGUUCUCCUUCUGCGUCAUUUGCUGUUCUCUGUCUUGGCCUUCGCCCUCCUUUCUUCUUCCUUGUCCUCUUCAUCUUUUCUCCAGUCUCUCUUUCGCGGGAGGAUGGCGGGUCUCAGCGUGAGUGGUGUAGCUCUCUUGGACUCUGAGGGGGAACGCCUGGCUGUGAAGUAUCCGCGACCGGCAGCAAGCGCCCAGUCUGGCGCCGCGGAGGAGGCGAAUGCGAAGAAAGAAGGAGGCGUCAAAGACUUCGCUUCCCAGAGACAACUGGAGCAACAGCUCGUCCAAAGAUUCUCCAGGCUCAACGGCAGAAAUGACGUGGAGGCAUUUGAACUGGGAGGAUACGUCGCCCUGGGGAAGAGCAUUAACGACGUUCUUCUCUUCGUCGUCGCAGAGGACGGCGCAAACGAGCUUCUUCUCCUCGAAAUCUUCAACACUCUCACUGCAGUCCUUUCCUCGUUGACCAACGGGCAGAUUGGAAAGAAGCAAAUUCUUGACAAUCUUGACGGUGUCUUCCUGAUGCUCGACGAAGUCUUCGACAGCGGUUUACUGCUCCAGCUCGAUCCGGGAGUGAUUCUCGCAAGAAUCAACAUGCAAGACGACGAGGCUGCCGGCGCGAGCGGCGCGGGCGCGGGAGGCGAAGCGCUGUCGACGCAGGCCGCCUUCAACCAGGCCAUUUCGAGUGCGAAGGAAAAUUUGAUUCGAAGUCUCCUCAGUGGAGGACCCUGAGGCACUGCCAAGAAAGGAUUUCUUCGAUUCUCCACCAAGCUGCUUCUCGUCGAACUCAGCAGCGCCCGGCCUGCGGAGAUGUCGUUCCUUCAAUGUGCAAGCAGCGGACGCGCAUUUCCGCGCCACACCAAUUUGUGUAUUUUCUCGGCUGCAGACUUCCCUUCUUUCUGCCGGCUCUGAUCCUUUCGGAAGCACUCAACCUCACGUCGAACCUAUGGGCGCGUUGACGUUGAUCUUUGCUACACUCACCUAUCCAUGUCUCUGUCUCUCUUUCUCUAUCUGUGAACCUUUCUGUAGGGAACCAGGGCAUGGCCGCGUCUGAGUGCUCGUCUCCAUCUGUCUAGCUCUCUCUACAGUUGCAUAUUUGUAUGUAGGCAGCAAGGUGGAGAUACAGAUGGAGGAAGUGAGCGACUGAAAGGAGUUACGUCGCAGUGUAUGAGGGUAUGUGAGGCAUUUGCCGUCGGACCAGUGUUGUUUCGCGGUCUGUGAUCGCCCCGGUCUUGUUUUCGAGGUGGGCUUUCUUCCUCGUCCGCCUUUUCCUGUGUCGGAACUCGGAAACGCCGUGGUUUCUCGCAAGAGAUUUUCUCGCUGUUGUGUCGGAAGGCGAAGGAACUCUUCUCUAGGAACGACGAAACAUCCAAAAGGUCGAUGCAGCGACGCCGCGCUCUAACCAUUGUGGCUUUUCUGGGAGGCUCGAGACGCUUUUUCUUCGCCGUCUCUCCGAGCGCGCCCUUCGCUGUGCAUCCCUUGGCACUUCUCCACAUCCUCGCGUUUUGUUUCUCGAAUGGUCACUCUUCUCCA
Molecule: messenger RNA, 3006 nt
Organism: Toxoplasma gondii ME49
Lineage: Eukaryota; Apicomplexa; Conoidasida; Eucoccidiorida; Sarcocystidae
Product: clathrin adaptor complex small chain subfamily protein
Exons: 5
Coding region: 1582-2205 (207 amino acids)
Biological process (GO): intracellular protein transport; retrograde vesicle-mediated transport, Golgi to endoplasmic reticulum; intra-Golgi vesicle-mediated transport
Cellular component (GO): COPI vesicle coat
Source: RefSeq, a predicted model, not a curated record